This is a messenger RNA of Striga hermonthica, 1160 nucleotides long. NCBI's taxonomy places the organism in Eukaryota, Viridiplantae, Streptophyta, Magnoliopsida, Lamiales, Orobanchaceae. The record is from the annotation of a GenBank genome assembly.
GAUACUCGAGUCGGAAAGCGCCCUUUGGCAGAACACAACUAAUAUUGAAGGGUCCUUCCCAUUUUGGCUUUAACGGUCCGGGAUCAGGUCCGGUGAUUCUCUUGAGGACUAAGUCACCGACUCGGUACAUUCGGGGUUUGACUUUGGCUUUGAUAUAUCUUUCACUUUGCCGUUUAUAUGCAGUAUUUCUUAUCUCGGCAUGGACUCGAAUUUCUUCUAUUAAGUCAAGAUUUGCUUUAAGGUUUUCCAAGUUGGUAUCUUCGGCAAAAUGUGUUACAUGGUACGUCGGAGAUCCGACUUCAACAGGCACCAUUGCUUCUGUUCCAUAUAUAAGUAAGAAAGGAGGUGUGAGGUCAAGAAUCUCCUGGAUUUUCGCUGGACUGGCUUCUAUGCCUCUCUGGGUCACCACAUACCCUAAGAGUUUGCCAGAACUGAUUCCAAACAUGCAUUUUUUCGAAUUUUACACCAUAGAGUAUUCUUUAAAGAUAUUAAACAUGUCCUGCAGAUGUUCUAUAUGGUCGGUGGCGUGGAUAGAUUUCACUAACAUAUCAUCAACGUAUACUUCCAUAGUAUUGCCAAUGAGUGCGACAAACAUCUUGUUAACCAGCCUUUGCGUGGUGCAGUGGUGUCCGACGUGGUUUUCUCCAAGCGAGGUCGGGGGAUCGAAUCCUACUCCUUGCGAAAAUAGGAGAUAUAUUUUUUUUAUUACCAGAUUAGGAGGAAGAAACGCGCGGGCCGUGCGGCCCGCGUCCAGGCCCGCACCUCACACAGUCCCAGCCCGCGCGCCCGAAGACAGCUCGCGAACGGCCGGACCAAGCCCGCGUGAGCCCAGCUUUCUUAGCCCGUGCCCAGCGGCCCAACAGCGACGAGAUUUCGGCCCAGGUUCUUCCAGCGUGGCCCAGGUGGAGUCCACUCGCUCUAGGCAGCCCAGAUCGCGCCCAACUCGGUCCAGGCGGUCCAUGCAGCUCCAGAUCGGCCCAGCAGCGUGGCAGCAUGGUUCAACCCGGUUCAGGUGGAUCCAGCAGCUCCGGUUCGUGUCCAAGGCGGUUCCUGAGUGGGCCGAGGAGUCCGAUUCACUUACCGAAGGUCCGAGACGAUCCGAUGAGCUUGAUGAACGACCGGAGCACCAUGGUGACUCGAUUAGAAUCGAGAAAGGUCAA